Blumeria graminis f. sp. triticale is the source of this 3162-nucleotide messenger RNA. The record is from the annotation of a GenBank genome assembly. NCBI's taxonomy places the organism in Eukaryota, Fungi, Ascomycota, Leotiomycetes, Helotiales, Erysiphaceae.
AUGAGACUUAGUUGUCAUGUAAUGGACACACCCGCUGGAUCUGCAUCUCUUCAGAGGUCCAGCUCUCAGCAUUCUUAUAACUCUACGAAGAGCACUCGAUCACAGACUGUCCGAAUUCGCCCUCGAAAAUAUGCUUCAUAUAUGUCAAGUUCCACUUCCUCAAUCAAUACAUCUACGUCGACUUCUGAUAAAUCAUUGACAUCCUUUCCAUCCUUUUCUCCAGAGAGUAAAUCCAAUCUACCUCAAGCAAAUAAUAUUGAUGGGAUAAACGCGACAAGUAUUCCAAAAAACCCAGAUAUUACUCCAAUUAAUGCUGACGAGGCUGUGGUCACAUCUCCAGCUUCAAAAGCUCGCAGUGCCCUUUUUGACGAUGCGCCCAUAUCAAUCAAGCGCGUACCUGGCGCAAUCCAUAAUUUGACGACACAGCAAAUCGAAAAUUUGAUAGCGCGCAAUGGAGCCGUAUCUCUGAUAAGACAGAUUGCUGAAGACUUAGCUGAACGAGAUACACAAAUUGCCAAUAUUCGUCGAAAAUCAGAGGAAAAGGAAAGAGCCAUGCGAAAAAUAAUACUUCAGUGUGGACUGUCAAACCUAGACCUGGAGAUCAGACUGCGUGCCAUCGAGGGAGAACAAAAAGCCGUCACUGAGGCUAACAGUAAUAAGGAGUCAACUACUGGACUAGAAGAUUUAAUGAGUGACGCAAUGAGAAGUACAGUUACUCUAAAUAAAUACAAUAUCAAUAAUGAUGCAACCAUUCGUGCCGUGGAUAAGCUUAGAGCGCUGGAUGAAAAACCUCGAACUAUGUCUAGAGGUUGGAGAGGCUUUUUAUGGGGUGGGACUAGUCGAAAGCCAAGUCGAGCAAGUAGUGUGAAUGACGAUUACUAUGCCUGUGUUGAAUCUAAACCUUCAAGGUCAGGUCCAACAAGUUCUGGCCGAAAAACUGUUCUGCAAGAUGGGUUAUUUCAAGCCCCAGAGGCUGUUUUUGAUAAAUCAAAUGAGUUAAACCAGCAGUACGAAGCUGAAGAUAAAACCAACAAUGAGCGAAUAUCCCCUAUGGGAAUUACCGCGCUAGCAUUAAAACUUGUGACUAGUGCGGUACCCUCUGGAAGAACAUCAGAAACAGAUGUCCCUCGUGGCCGCUCUAACAGCUUCGAGGUCUCACUGAAAAGCGAUCGGGAAUCGUCUGUUGCGAGCAUGCAGACAACCACAUCAGUGAGGACUAUUUCUUUGAGAUCAGCUCUAGUAAAAGUUCCACCUGAAUCUAUCGCUGGCUUACGUCGCCCAGUAAAAUCUACUACGGUGAGCCAGAAUAAUAUUUCAAGAGCUUCUCAUGAUCGUUGUAGCACGACAGGAUUAUCAAAUUCACAGGUAACUCCAUCGGGUACUAAGCAAGAGUCAGAUAAUUCUGGGCCAGUUGAAAUGGAUACAAUCCUGCCGCUCGAGGAACAACCGCCAAUAUUGACGCGGGUAAAUAACUUUCAUAAUAAUCAGGAAUUUUUAACUGAUCGAUUUGGUUUUAUUUAUGAUCAACGACGGAAGAAUCGAAAAAAGGGCGCCGGGGUAAUGCAGACAUCGGAGCGAGUGAAUAGAGUUGAAACAUUAAGUAGUACCCGGAGCACGUUUUCUGCGAAAUCCAAUGAUGAAACGACAGCUGAAGAGAAUGAUGCAAAAUCUAGUGCUUCAUUCUCUAUUGAAGGAGCUAGUGAUGAACAAAUGCCAACUAAACGAUGGCAAGAUUAUCUUAAAAUUGCAACAUUUCCCACCGAGCUUCUCUCGCACACUCCAUCUGUCGAGGCUCCAGCACUUCAAAUACUUGAAGGAAUUGAAGUCCCGAAAUCUCCAACUAUUGUGACUGAAGGAAGAGGCUUCGUUCCAUUAGCAAGUACCACUGCCUCGCAACCCGCUAUGACUGUGACAUCGGAUCAUGCGAUUAUAUCAAAAUCGAUAAAACCUGCGCCUUCAUCUCCAGAACCCUCCACCGAAGAUACAGAGCCAGUUAAGCUUCUUCUAAAGCAGCUUGGAGAUGUCCAUGAUUCUCUACAACGUGAAAAAACUAUUAAAUGGAACGAUUUCCUCCGAAAAGUUCGAGCUGAACGCAAACGAGAAGGAGAGGCUGCUGCUACUGCUGAUUCUAGAUCUCCAAAGAUUUUGGUAAGAAUGCCAGAGGCAACUCUUACAGAUGGCGAAAUGAUUGGGGUAGCGGGUUUGGGCAAUAAAGGAAAGGUAGGGCGAGCAAAGUGGAAUGAAUUCAAGGUGCUUGUACUUGGUGGAAUUCCGGUGACGUACCGCGCUAAAAUAUGGUCAGAGUGUUCAGGAGCUGCUGCGUUGAGAAUCCCAGGAUACUACGAGAGUCUCAUAAGUCGGCCAAUUACUGAUGAUGAUCCGGCCAUACUUGCACAAAUUCAAAUGGAUAUAAAUCGCACACUUACCGAUAACAUAUAUUUUAGAAAAGGAACAGGUGUUAACAAGCUCAAUGAAGUUCUCUUGGCCUACUCCCGACGUAAUGCUGAUGUUGGGUAUUGUCAAGGCAUGAAUCUUAUUACAGCAUGCCUCUUGCUAAUUAUGCCGACUGCUGAAGACGCAUUUUGGCUUCUUGUCAGUAUAAUUGAGACUAUUCUACCGAAAGGAUAUCAUGACCAUAGCUUACUAGCUUCGCGUGCGGAUCAACAAGUUCUUCGGCAAUAUGUAGCCGAAGUUUUACCAAAACUCUCCUCGCAUCUAGAUAACUUGAGUAUUGAACUCGAGGCUCUUACGUUUCCAUGGUUUCUGUCAGUAUUUACUGACUGCCUCUCAGCCGAGGCUCUCUUUCGUGUAUGGGAUGUGGUUUUUUGCACCAAUGAUGGCAGUACAUUCCUCUUUCAAGUUGCGCUUGCUUUACUGAAACUAAAUGAAACACCUCUACUCCAGUGCCGAACGGCUGCCAGCUUGUAUACAUAUAUUAAUCAUCAAAUGACAAAUCAUGCCAUUAGCAUUGAUGGUUUGAUUCAGGCUAGUGAGGGACUAAGAAAAACCGUCCGUCGCGAGGUGGUAGAGGCGCGACGCCUUGAUGCUAUAGACAGCGAAAAACAUCGGUUACGGCAUGGACGCGACUUCCACCCUGCACACAGCACGCCUCGAACAACAAAGUCAGGAGCAGUAACCUCUGGGGCUAUGAUUGAAAGAUAA